This is a messenger RNA of Ceratosolen solmsi marchali, 1200 nucleotides long. RefSeq names its product ADP-ribosylation factor-like protein 3. The transcript has 5 exons. NCBI's taxonomy places the organism in Eukaryota, Metazoa, Arthropoda, Insecta, Hymenoptera, Agaonidae. The record is from RefSeq and is a predicted model, not a curated record. Gene Ontology annotation, molecular function: GTPase activity; GTP binding. Bases 209 to 802 code for a protein of 197 amino acids.
UUGUCAAUAAACCCACACACAAUUUUAAAAACUAUAAGUUUACUAUUUAUUAAUACUAACUAAUCUUUUCAAUCUGCUUGCAGUAAUCUAUGUUUAACUUAUGUACCAAUGGCAGUAUUAUUAAGUAGCCUUCAGUUUAAAAAUGACCAUCUGUAUAUUUAUUUUCUUUACAAGAACUAGAGAUAAAUAACUUAAAUAAUUUUAAAAAAUGGGUCUUUUAGCUAUUUUGCGUAAGCUUCGCUCAAAUCCAGACAAGGAAUUGAGACUUUUAUUAUUGGGGUUAGAUAAUGCAGGAAAAACUACAAUUCUUCGCUAUUUAGCAAAUGAAGAUAUAACCCAGAUUACACCAACACAAGGAUUCAACAUAAAAAGUAUACACAGCGAAGGUUUUAAAUUAAAUAUUUGGGAUAUUGGUGGUGCUAGAAAAAUUCGUCCAUAUUGGCGUAACUAUUUUGAGAAUACCGAUGUUCUAAUAUACGUGAUUGACAGUGCAGACAUAAACAGAUUGGAAGAAACUGGUCAAGAAUUAUCAGAACUGCUGAUUGAAGAUAAGCUUUAUAAAGUUCCACUGCUAAUUUACGCAAAUAAACAAGAUAUGGUUCAAUCUAUCACAACUGCUGAUAUUGCUGAAUCACUAGGGUUGCACAAGAUUAAGGACCGGGACUGGCAAAUUCAAGCUUGUGUUGCUAAUAAAGGAACAGGAAGGUUUAGAGUGGGCUUGCAAGAGUAUCAUGAAAAAGUAAAUUCAUUGACUCUUAAUACAAGGUAUAAGGAUGUAUUUAAAAAUAUAAGCGAAAUUUAAGACUUUACAUUAUUUUUUUUAAUUUGCACAUUUUUGUAUCGCUUAAUUUUAUUUGACAUUUAUCUAAUAUUUACAACAAUUAUGUAUACGAAUCAGCUAUCUACGUUUAUGUAUAAACAAGUCUAGUGAGUGGAUUUUCUGGCUUGACUAUUUCCAAUUAUUUUCAAAAAUAUUUUUAAUCACCAUUAUUUUCACAUUUGUAAUAAUCAUAAAUGAAUUUUCAUGGACGGAAAGUUCGAUUUUACAUAGAAUUAUCGUUAAACAUGUUUAAUCUCUUUCUAUCACAACUACAUAUUAUCGUUCAUAUUGACAUUUCUUCAUUCUUUUGUAAUCUUAGAACCUACGCAUGUUCUAUUAUUUUUUAUUAUCUUCAUUGAAAAAAGGUUAAGUGAAUGCUA